AUGUCUCUUUGUCCACCUUUCGCCCCAUUCUUUGGGCUAGCUGGCGUAGCGUCGGCGAUGGUAUUCAGCACCGUCGGCGCUGCCCUUGGAACGGCCAAGGCAGGCAUCGGUAUUGCAGGGCUGGGAACCUUUAAACCAGAACUUAUCAUGAAAUCUCUAAUUCCCGUUGUGAUGUCUGGUAUCAUCGCUGUGUACGGUCUGGUGGUGUCAGUGCUUAUUGCUGGGUCGCUAAAACCACACGAUUAUCCGCUCUUCUCUGGGUUCAUCCAUCUCGGUGCCGGCCUUGCUUGUGGAUUCACGGGUAUGGCUGCGGGAUAUGCUAUUGGUUACGUUGGAGACUCCUGCGUGCGGGCUUAUGUGCACGAGUCCAAAGUCUUCGUUUCCAUGGUCCUGAUUUUGAUCUUCGCUGAAGUACUGGGAUUGUACGGAUUGAUUGUUGCCCUAAUCAUGAACACAAAAGCAACAGCGAUUGCAGGUACGCCCCAGAAAGAACAACAUACGCCUUUCGGCACAGCCAAGAACAAGCUUUCCACUAUGACCUCCUUCCGCGAGGAGCAUCUGAAUUCGAACGACUACGACGUCUCGGAACGCGUCUUUUGCGAUCUCGUUCCCUCGACCUUGAUGCGUCAGACUCAGAAUCUGAGGACGAACUGGAGCUAG
Messenger RNA from Cyclocybe aegerita, 660 nucleotides. Lineage: Eukaryota; Fungi; Basidiomycota; Agaricomycetes; Agaricales; Hemipholiotaceae. The record is from the annotation of a GenBank genome assembly.